AUGGCAGGUCUUAAAGACAAAGAAUGCAGAACGAAAUUCCGCCAACGUGUGCCUAUUCACGUUGGAGUACGGACCACGAAGAAGUUUAGUGAUGCGGAUUCCUUCACAAUGUGCAUCCAGGACACUGCAAGGGAAACACUCCCGCUUCUAUUGCCGCGGAAGAAGUUUGCCUUUGCAUCUACGGAAGCAAAAUCCACGUACAAUUCUGUACGUGUCGCGCGCAACCCUGGUGAGUUCAACCAGGAAAAGCGUCUCAGAAGGAAGCUACGUCGUCAACUGCAAGAAGACCGCGAGAACGAACGGAAGUCAAGAGUGAAGGAGUUUGAUAGAGUGUGCGAGGACAAGAAUGCGUAG
Necator americanus (New World hookworm) is the source of this 354-nucleotide messenger RNA. RefSeq lists its product as uncharacterized. The transcript has a single exon. NCBI's taxonomy places the organism in Eukaryota, Metazoa, Nematoda, Chromadorea, Rhabditida, Ancylostomatidae. The record is from RefSeq and is a predicted model, not a curated record. Bases 1 to 354 code for a protein of 117 amino acids.